Molecule: messenger RNA, 393 nt
Organism: Neospora caninum
Lineage: Eukaryota; Apicomplexa; Conoidasida; Eucoccidiorida; Sarcocystidae
Exons: 4
Coding region: 1-393 (130 amino acids)
Source: RefSeq, a predicted model, not a curated record
AUGGCGUCCCUCGUUCAACCGGCCCGUUUCUUAGAUGCCGCCGUCAUGGGGCUUUUCGCCAUGGUCCUCUCUGCUCUGAUGCUGUACAUGUUCGGCGAAUUCUGGAAUUUGUCUCAAGAUCCGCGCUUCAGUCAAUGGAAAAUCGGCUUCUUCAUGCAAAAGCUCUUCCCCUUCAAGAGAAAUUUUGAUUUCAACCUCACCCACAUCCUCCUCUUCACAGUCUGUGUCCUCCUGCUCAGCUUCCGCCCGGACUACGAAUUCCUUCCAGCGGACCAGCAGGCGCAGUACCGCAACGGCCAUACCUGCUGCGCGCAGAAUUCCGCCUCUUCGCAGCAACCCCAGCAGCAGGCUGAGGCGGGGUCUGCCGGGAAAGACGGAAAGAAGAAGCAUUAA